Messenger RNA from Periconia digitata, 537 nucleotides. The record is from the annotation of a GenBank genome assembly. NCBI's taxonomy places the organism in Eukaryota, Fungi, Ascomycota, Dothideomycetes, Pleosporales, Periconiaceae.
UCGUCGUUCAACUUCACCACUAUCUCCCAUUCGCCCUCGAUUUCGCACUCGUCAUUUUUGCCUGAAAUGAGCUUCAAAGCCAAAGACCUGCAAUGGGAUGACACUCAGCCCGCGUUCCUUCAACGGAUGAGAGCACAGCUCGCAGGUGAUGGCUCGGGUCGUCACGAUCGUCCUGUGGCCCGCAACAGGAAAGAAAAAGUGGACGAUGAAGACGACGCGCCUACUUACGUCAUGGAAGACACCAAUGAUUCAAUGACAAAAGCUGAAUACGAAGCUAUGGUGGCUAGGAAAGAGGCAGAGGAGGAAGAGUCUGCCAAAGACGUCGGCGAAACAAAAAUCACCGCGCCUGCUGCCGCAAAAAAAGACAACAUUGCAGAGGUGGGCAAAGCAUCGAAGAAGCGUAAGGCGGUCAAAGUGAUUGGCAACGAAGGCGAAGAAGAUGCGAACGACUCGAAGGAUCUGGGGAAAAAGGUGACGAAGAAGGCUAAGAAGAAAGGGAAACCCAUCAAACUAUCUUUCGGCGAUGAUGAAGGCUGA